UGGUUGGGUUUAUAUAUAAUUUUGGACUCUUGCAUGAUCCAAAAGGUUGCUGUGGCUUUUUUCUUUUCUUUUUGUUUUUGUUUGAAAAUGGAGUUUUAUCUUGUGCUGUGUGUCGGCCAUUGAGUGUUCGAUUGAAUCUCUGAGCCAAGAAGGAAAGAGAAGAUUCCAUCUUUUCUUUCUCUCAAUUACCCACAAAAAGUUUCGAACUGGGUUCUUUUUCUUUUGGGUUUUUCUCAACUAAUGACUUCCACUUGAAGAAAUUUCAGAAAGGAAAAGAAAAAUAGCCUUCUUUUUUGGUAUCUUGAUUCUUGGAUUGUUGAAACAGAGAUAUUUAGUUCGGAUAUUGUCGUUUGAGAAGCUAAGGGAAUUGAAACUAAGUCGUUUGGAUUCUUAUUUUGGGUGGGGAGACUGAGUUAGUUUGGGUUAAAAGAAGAGUCUUUGACUGUUGAGGCUUUUCCACUGGUUUCGUUGAGUGGACACUUAUUAGGGUUUUUGCGAGUUUUUUAAAUUAAGUUUGUUUUGGGUUUUGAUGGUUGAAGUUUUUUCAAAGGAGGUUUUUUCUUUUUCGGUGAGUGAAGUAAUUGAAGCAUUGAAUUUAAGAGGAAGAGAGCCAAGAAAAUUUUGAAGUUGAGCUGUUUUCCUAUUUAUUCUUAAUUUAAAAAAAAAUAAAAGUUAAGAAUGAUGGGAUUCUAUAGAAUUAGAGGUUUUGAUUGUGGGUUUUGUUUUAUCUGGAGUUUUAGAACAGAUUCAAUGGGUUUUUGCCUGAUUUACUAGACGGAAUCGUGCCACAAAGUUUAGAUCUUUCAUCUCUACUUCGGUUUUCUUAUUCUAUUUAAGGUCUUUCUGAGAUAAAGGAAUAAAAAACUAGCAACUAGCAAGGGGUUUUCAUUUCUGUGAAGUUUUUGUAGUUUUUUUUUAUUAAGUAUUAUUUAAGAUGAUUACCUUUAUGGAAUCAAAAGAGAAAUUGAAGGAGGUGGAGAAGUGUUUAGAUCCUCAGCUUUGGCAUGCCUGUGCUGGAGGUAUGGUUCAGAUGCCAAUGGUAAAUGCAAAGGUGUUUUACUUUCCUCAAGGCCAUGCCGAGCAUGCCUGUGGUCCUGUUGAUUUUAGCAAAAACCUCAGGAUUUCAUCUUUCACUCUAUGCAAAGUUUCUUCCAUUAAAUUCAUGGCUGAUCCCGAGACUGAUGAGGUUUUUGCGAAGUUAAGGUUGGUACCUUCUUCUGGUGGUGGUGUGAAUGAGCUUGGCUUUGAUGAUGAUGGUAUUGGAGGAGGAGGGCUUAACGGGUCUGAAACGCAAGAGAAACCAGCAUCAUUUGCCAAGACUUUGACUCAAUCAGAUGCCAACAACGGUGGUGGAUUCUCAGUACCAAGAUACUGUGCCGAAACCAUUUUUCCACGUUUAGAUUACUCCGCUGAUCCCCCUGUUCAGACAAUCCUUGCUAAGGAUGUUCACGGCGAAACAUGGAAAUUCAGACACAUCUAUAGAGGGACGCCUAGGCGCCAUCUUUUGACAACAGGAUGGAGUACUUUCGUUAACCAUAAGAAGCUCGUUGCUGGGGAUUCAAUUGUUUUCUUGAGAGCUGAAAAUGGUGAUCUCUGCGUCGGUAUUCGACGUGCUAAGCGGGGUAUGGGAGGUGGAACGGAGUCUUCUUCAGGUUGGAAUCCAACUGGUGGGAAUUGUGCCAGUCCUUAUGGAGGAUUUGCUGCUUUUUUGAGGGAUGAAGAGAACAAGAUGUUGAGAAAUGGCAAUGGUAAUGGAACGAACUCGAAUGGUAGUCUGAUGGGGAAGGGGAAAGUAAGGCCCGAAUCUGUUAUUGAAGCUGCAACACUUGCUUCUAAUGGUCAACCAUUUGAGGUUGUUUACUACCCUCGAGCUAGUACUCCAGAGUUCUGUGUGAAAGCCUCGUUGGUAAGGGCGGCAUUACAGAUCCGUUGGACCCCUGGAAUGAGGUUCAAGAUGGCCUUUGAAACCGAAGACUCUAGCCGAAUAAGUUGGUUCAUGGGAACUAUAUCUUCUGUCCAAGUUUCUGAUUACAAUCGCUGGCCUGAUUCUCCAUGGAGGCUACUCCAGGUUUCAUGGGACGAACCUGAUCUACUUCAAAAUGUGAAACGAGUUAGUCCGUGGUUGGUAGAAUUGGUGUCUAACAUGCCGGCGAUUCAUCUAUCACCGUUCUCGCCACCAAGAAAGAAACUGAGAUUGCCCCAGCAUUCAGAUUUCCCACUUGACACUCAUAUUCCAAUGCCGAGUUUCACCGGCAAUUUCUUUGGUCACAGUAACCACUUUGGUUGUCUGUCCGAAAACACACCUGCUGGCAUGCAGGGAGCCAGGCAAGCUCAUUUUGGUCUAUCUUUAUCAGAUCUUCACUUCAAUAAACUGCAACCGAGUCUUUUUCAGGCUGGUUUUCCACCAUUCGAUCAUGGUGCUGCGCCCACUAAAUUCUCCAACAAUGCAAUGAAUCAGAAGAGCGAAAACGUUUCAUGCUUGUUAACAAUGUCCCAUACCACACAAACUCCUAAGAAGUCUACUGAUGAUGUAAAGACACCGCAGCUCAUACUCUUUGGUCAACCGAUACUAACGGAACAGCAGAUAUCUUUGAGCUGUUCUGGUGAUACAGUCUCACCAGUUGUUACUGGAAACAGUUCAUCAGAUGGGAAUGGUGAUAAAGCAGCUAACUUUUCUGAUGCUUCUGGUUGUGGAAUUCAUCAACAACGGCUUCAGGACCGCUCACCCUGCGAAGGGUUCCAAUGGAAUAAGGAGACCGAGCCAAACUUGGAAACCGGUCACUGUAAAGUUUUCAUGGAGUCGGAAGAUGUAGGGCGCACCCUUGAUCUCUCGUUGCUUGGCUCUUACAAUGAAUUGUACAGGAAACUUGCAGACAUGUUUGGAAUAGAAAACUCUGAAACACUGAGCCAUGCUCUCUAUCGUGAUGGCACAGGUGCAGUGAAGCACAUUGGUGAUGAACCGUUCAGCGACUUCAUGAAAACCGCGAGGAGGUUGACGAUUCUAAUGGAUUUGGGCAGCGACAACUUAGGACAUGUAAAGACAGACCAACAUUAGUUCAAUUGUGAAGCUUCCCGGAUGAUUUAAUCCUUUAAUUCCUUCCCAAUGCUGACCAAAAUUCCACCUCUUGUGAAGCCACUCUGAUCCAAGACACUUCAUAUUAUUCUUAUUGUUCUUUUUUUUUUUCCUUUUUUGUUCGAAGAAAUAAGUCUUCGAUCAAAGCUUUCGCUAUUAUUUUCGUUGGCAGUUUUGUUUGGCUUUAGGUUUUUAUAUUCUUCUACAGCCUCAAAAUCCCCACCCUACAUAUGUACAACUGGUUUUAUAGAACAUGGUACUACUACUAUUAUACAUACCAUGUUCUAUAACACUUUUUGGUUUAUGACCGAUUUCAAGUCUUUACUUUUGGAAAUGUAUAUUAUUAAAUUUAAGCUGA
This is a messenger RNA of Humulus lupulus (European hop), 3431 nucleotides long. RefSeq names its product auxin response factor 18-like. Gene Ontology annotation, cellular component: nucleus. Gene Ontology annotation, molecular function: protein binding; DNA binding. Gene Ontology annotation, biological process: response to hormone; regulation of DNA-templated transcription. The transcript has 4 exons. The record is from RefSeq and is a predicted model, not a curated record. The coding region runs from base 935 to 3055 and encodes 706 amino acids. Lineage: Eukaryota; Viridiplantae; Streptophyta; Magnoliopsida; Rosales; Cannabaceae.